UAAAAGCGCAUAUCUUGCCGGUAGCAUCAGUCGAUGCAAUAAAGUGCAAGUGAAUUAUCACCAUGUCUCACGCUAGUUUUGUAUUGCUUGUAAUGGUCGGAGUGUUUUGUAGUAUGACUGCUGCACGGUCACAAUGCGGGUUAAAUCAAGAGUACACUACUUGUGGAUCGGCAUGUCCACCAUCUUGCAACUCGCCGCCUAAUCAAGCUUGCACUCUGCAAUGUGUGGUGGGAUGUCAAUGUAAAGACGGAUUCCUGCUGAAUUCGUCAGGACAAUGUGUGCCUCCUUCAGCAUGCUAAAAUUAAUAUAAACUUACUAAAAAGUUCAGAAUUUUUUGUGUAAUACGUAUUUUGACAAAAUUUAUACAAAAUUACAUAUAAACAUAUACAAAAUUUACGUUUAUAUAAAAAUUUUAACUAAAAAAUAAGCUUGUCGAUAAAUAUUAACAUGUGUUAGAUGCAAUUUAACUGUUUGGUUAUAUAAUUAUUAGUAACAUACAAAUAACAAAUUAAGAUUAUUUAUAAGCAUUUGUUUCUCCAUUAAUAAAUUUCUUGUAAAUUUGAAAUUAUUAAAAAUCGCAUAAUAACAAUAUUUCUAAAUAUAAAUGGGAAAUAGAUGCAUUUAUCACUAUUUAUGAUAUCAAUUAUUGUAAUAUAUUGAUUGAAUAAUUUUAAUUUUUCUGUGAAAAACUAGACGCACGCAAGACAUGUAUUUUUUUAUCAUGCUACUUAUUUUAUAAAGAAAUUUUAACUACAAUAUGCGAAUGGUUAAGUACUGAAUGAUUGAAAGAAUCAAAUGUAUUAAGUAUAAUAUAUGUGUAUAAAACAAAAAUAAAAUGCGACAGUAUGGAGAAACUGUAAAUUAAUAAAAAAAAAACUCUUUUAUCCUCUUCUUUUUUUAUUGUUAUUAAUAUGCGCGUUUAUUUUAACGACUGAGUUUUCUUAUCGUGGAACAUAAAUAGGCAAUAGAAAUAAUUAUUUUUUUCAUAACUAUGACUGGUAUUCAUAGUCGGUUCUCAUAUUCAAGAUAUUCUUAAGUACAGUCUGAAGAUCUCAUUAACCAAUCACAAAGCUGUAUUAGCAUCUUGAGACAUUGCUGAUGUUUUUGAAAUAAGAUUGGACUAUGUGACUAUCAGCUGUGUGUGUGUGUGUGUGUGUGUGUGUGUACCUUAAUAUAAUCUGUAAAGUAUGUAUAGUGAUUAAAUCAUCGAGUUUGUAAAAUAGACGUAAUGUAACAUGUUUUGCAAAGCCGUUUCCUAAUAAAAUUGACGGUUGAGUCAUACCUGUUUCGUUUUUAUGCUAAUUGCUGAACAUUAGUAAUUAAUAGCUCUAAAAGUUGUAACAAUUACGUAUUUACAUAAAAUUUUACUUUUUUCUGA
Molecule: messenger RNA, 1378 nt
Organism: Monomorium pharaonis (pharaoh ant)
Lineage: Eukaryota; Metazoa; Arthropoda; Insecta; Hymenoptera; Formicidae
Product: chymotrypsin inhibitor
Exons: 3
Coding region: 63-299 (78 amino acids)
Source: RefSeq, a predicted model, not a curated record